Molecule: messenger RNA, 1302 nt
Organism: Linum trigynum
Lineage: Eukaryota; Viridiplantae; Streptophyta; Magnoliopsida; Malpighiales; Linaceae
Source: the annotation of a GenBank genome assembly
AUGGGGGUCUCGGGAAAAUGGCUUAAAGCAUUGGUUGGAAUGAAGAAGCCAGAUAAGCCUCAGUCCUCAGAGAAAGUUGAAAAUAGAACAUCUGCCAGCAAGUCUCGCCAUCGUAGAAAGAACUCGGUGGAGAUUGGUGACAAUAUACUUCAGCAGGAGCUAAAUCACAAUGUUGCAGCAGUAACUGGUGACUCUGUACCAGAGGCUUUAGGAUCUCCCGCUACCUCAAGUCAGCUACAUGAUGUCAAUCAUAAUCAACAGAGAUUACAUGAAGAAUGGGCUGCCACCCGCAUUCAAACAGCAUUUCGGGGGUUUCUGGCUAGAAGAGCGCUGCGUGCUUUGAAAGGGCUUGUGAGGCUUCAAGCACUUGUGAGAGGCCAUGCUGUAAGAAAGCAAGCUGCCAUAACUCUUCGCUGUAUGCAAGCUUUGGUAAGGGUUCAGGCUCGCGUAAGGGCACGACGUGUUCGUUUGGCAUUGGAGAAUCAAACAGAGCAGCAAAAACUUCAGCAACAAAUUGUCGAUGAGGCACGAGUUCGCGAAAUAGAAGAGGGGUGGUGUGACAGUAUAGGUUCUGUUGAACAAAUUCAAGCAAAGUUACUGAAGAGACAAGAGGCUGCAGCUAAGCGUGAAAGAGCUAUCGCAUAUGCAAUUUCUCAUCAGUGGCAGGCAGGGCCUAGGCAGCAGGUUAUUCCCUCGGGGUUUGUUCCGGACAAGAGCAGUUGGGGUUGGAACUGGUUGGAGAGAUGGAUGGCCGUCCGUCCAUGGGAGAACCGGUUUCUCGACAUCAAGGAAGGAGUGACGAUCCACGAGAAUGAACCGGACGACAAAAAUGGCUCCAAACCUCAGGCAAAGUCUACGGGCAAGAAACCAGCUGCCCAGGCAAACGUCCCUAGUCAGAAAACAGGUCCUUCUCAUUCCAAUGCCAGCAGCUCCUCACCUACAAGCAAACCAGCAGGCAUACAGGAGGCGCCAUCAAACACGCAUUUCACGAAGCCAAAGCCUAAGCAAGUUGCUGGACUGAUAACUGAAGAAGCCAGCUCUCGACCACCGGGGACUGCCCCGAGAUCUCACAGCAACCCGAAAGAGAGAACCGCUCAACCUGGCAAACCCGUGAAGAAGAGGCUAUCUCUUCCCAAUAAAGGCGGAGAUUCAGGGACCGAUGCAGCCAGGCAAGGCAGACUGGCGAAAGGCUCGUCGCCUGCAACGUCUAAGAAGCCCGUGAAGAAGAUGAGCGGGAAAGCAGACUCGUCGAAUAACGCCAAUGCAGCCGUUGCAGUUGCACCAUCAGCUGUUGAAGUUUAG